AUGCCCGCAACUGCUCUCCUCUGUAACGCAGUCAUGUGUGCAUGCAACACUCUAGCAACAACCGCAUGUAACAAAGCUUCCGGGCUCAAAAAGCUCAAGGAAGCAAAGUUUGGCGAUGCUGGCGGAUCCAGCAAAGUUGUCCCGCUUUCGGACGACAAUACAAGGGUAGUAUACUUUGUUCGUGAUACAUACAACCCUAAAAAUAUCAUCAAUGUUCUGGAUGAAAACAAGUCUCGAGUGUACUCAUUUGAACGCAAUGGUAAGGGCAAGUUUUGUGGCAUCAAGGGCGAAAAGUUUGUGCCCUGGGAUAUGAUCACAGCAAAUCAUAGACAAGUCAUUGGAGCAGUUGGAUUCAAAAAGGGUAAAGCUUGGGUCGAGUUUUGCAACAAGGGUGACCUCCAGUUUAGACUAAUCAAAUCCUUGGGUAGUUGUAAGAAAAAGUUUGAACAGUUCAAGUACCGCAGCGACGAAAAAGCCCGGUUCAGAUGGUACCAACGCACUAUGACUCUUGAUAAAGUAUCUCCAUCUUUAAGUUCCAAUUCUUGUCGCAUGUACCGCCAGAGGGUUGCCAUUGCACGCAAGUUAAGUUUUUUGCAAUGCAAGUCUCCCAUAAAGAAAUGCUUGCAAAAGUGUCAGUCCUUUACCAUUGUUGACUACGAGGUAGUUUACGAUGCAUGUCUGAUUGACCGCGAGCUUCUUGUGGCAACAGCCUUUGUGUCGAUAAUGACCCAAUGGGCCAAGAUGAAAAAAUCAGUCAGUGUUGGGUCCGGUAAAGGUGGCAAGGGCGGGUGCUGUGUUUCAGCAAAAAAGGCCAAAAUCAAAAUGGCCAAAUAUAAGGCCAUGGUCAAGGCAAAACGCAUCCUUAACAAGGGCUGCCAAACAACAGAUAUGAAGACAUCCAUGGGACUCGAAAAGGUAGCAUGUGCAAAAAGUAUGGCCUAUAAGUUUAUGGGAGGGAAGGUUGCCCCGACCUCUGAAAACCCAUCUGGGGACCCGACUUUUAAAACAAAAAAGUGUAAAAAACCAACUAAGCCCGCUCUAGUCUGUGCCAAAAAAAUAUGUGAAAAACCUCUCGCUUGUAUGCCCAACUGUGUCCCUUCAUGUCUCCCAAUCCCUCGACCAUCAGCAUGCCCAAACACUGGUCCUUCGUGCUCGCGGCCUAUAACUGCUGCCUCCUCAUGUGGUGUCCCUAAAUGCCCCGCGCCACCUAUCCCGCAAUCUUAUCGUGGUAGCGCAUGUACCGCACCCCAAGUGUGUACUGUCCCCCCAGGAGCUUUCCCUGUGCAGCAACAACAACAGCAAACCUAUUACUAUAACCCCAUGGUUCAACUUCCUCAAAUGGUUACACAACCUGUGGCUCCUCAGGCUCAAUGUUCCAUCAACAUCCAACCCCAGCCGUCGUACUGUCCCAUGCCAACGUACCCGCAACAGUUCCAGCCUCCAGCUUCCGCUCCUCUUCCAAUGGCUAGCAAUAACAAUUUCUACGCAUACUAUGAUCAACAUCAGCAUCAGCAGCAACAACAACAACAACAACAACAACAACAACUCACAACAGCAUCCUGUGGACUCGCCCGUCCAGGGUCUACAUGCUCCACUUUCUGUCCGCCCCGACCUCCAACGCCGUAUAGCGAAUGUGCACAAUCACCUGGCAUGUGUCGGCCAUCGUCAAGGUCGUCGUCGUCGUCAUUGCGAAGUAAUUGCUGUUCUCCAGGUCCCACUGCGUGUCGGAAAAAAAAGCGGCCGUCGUGCAAGAGUGGGUGUAAAAUGUCUUCAGAGUCAUAUUGCGGGAAUGAAAUGAAACGAGGGUUUUAUCAGUAA
Messenger RNA from Magnusiomyces paraingens, 1818 nucleotides. RefSeq lists its product as uncharacterized. NCBI's taxonomy places the organism in Eukaryota, Fungi, Ascomycota, Dipodascomycetes, Dipodascales, Dipodascaceae. The coding region runs from base 1 to 1818 and encodes 605 amino acids. The record is from RefSeq and is a predicted model, not a curated record. The transcript has a single exon.